Messenger RNA from Herpailurus yagouaroundi (jaguarundi), 2171 nucleotides. It is a transcript of the gene GLT8D1, whose product is annotated as glycosyltransferase 8 domain containing 1. Gene Ontology annotation, cellular component: Golgi apparatus. NCBI's taxonomy places the organism in Eukaryota, Metazoa, Chordata, Mammalia, Carnivora, Felidae. Gene Ontology annotation, molecular function: glycosyltransferase activity. The record is from RefSeq and is a predicted model, not a curated record. The transcript has 9 exons. Bases 486 to 1685 code for a protein of 399 amino acids.
UUUUGACGGCAAAAUUGGGUUUUGUGCAUUUUUGUAAUUAUGUUUCUUUAAAUGAAUUUCUCUUUAAAUGAAAUUUUGUUUUAAAUGAAGUUGGAAAAUUUUUUCUCUUUAAUUCCAGUUAAAGCUGAAUGGGAUACAACUCAGAACAGGGACGUUUUGUGCCAGUGAGGCCGGCCUCAGGCUAUAGACAACAGAGUCCAUGUCUAAUUUAACUAGAAAUUUCACCUGGAGAACAUUUCCAUAGUGGUUAGACCUCAAGUAGUCCUCUUGGUAGAAUUUAUUUUGCUUUUCAUCUGGUGACAUUUAACAUACAAGGCUAUCUAUUUCUCCCAGGUUAUUUGCAAGUAUUUUAUUAUCAUGACAACUAUAUAAAAUUCAGAUCCCAAAUUGGGUUCUUGGAGACUAUUAAUUCAGAAUGAGCUUCUGGCAGAAAAUACUUGUAUGCAUUUCUUGUUUCUACCUAAAUAAAAUGCUGAGGCAUUUCGAUGGCCAUUCUCAUGUACCUGCUGACUUUGGGGGCUUGUUUUUGUUUUGUAGGGUUAAAAACUAAUAUUUAUAUAAGACAGAAGAGAAAGAUGUCAUUCCGUAAAGUAAACAUCAUCGUCCUGGUCCUGGUUGUUGUUCUCUUCCUACUGGUUUUGCACCAUAACUUUCUCGGCCUGAGCAGUUUGCUAAGGAAUGAGGUUUCAGAUUCAGGAAUUGUGGGGUUUCAGCCCAUAGACUUUGUCCCAAAUGUUCCCCGACAAGCUGUAGACGGGAGACAAGAGGAGAUUCCUGUGGUCAUCGCUGCAUCUGAAGAUAGGCUCGGGGGGGCCAUUGCAGCCAUAAACAGCAUUCAGCACAACACUCGCUCCAAUGUGAUGUUUUACAUUGUUACACUCAAUGGUACAGCAGACCAUCUCCGGUCCUGGCUCAGCAGCAGUACCCUGAAAAGCAUCAGGUACAAAAUUGUGGAUUUUGACACUAAACUUUUGGAAGGGAAAGUCAAGGAGGAUCCUGACCAGGGGGAAUCCAUAAAACCAUUAACCUUUGCAAGGUUCUACUUGCCAAUUCUGGUUCCCAGUGCAAAGAAGGCCAUAUAUAUGGAUGAUGAUGUAAUUGUGCAAGGGGAUAUUCUUACCCUUUACAAUACACCACUGAAGCCAGGGCACGCAGCUGCAUUUUCAGAAGAUUGUGACUCAGCCUCUACCAAAGUUGUCAUCCGUGGAGCAGGGAACCAGUAUAAUUACAUUGGCUAUCUUGACUAUAAAAAAGAAAGAAUUCGUAAACUUUCCAUGAAAGCCAGCACCUGCUCAUUUAAUCCUGGAGUUUUUGUUGCAAACUUGACAGAAUGGAAAAGACAGAAUAUAACCAACCAGCUGGAAAAAUGGAUGAAACUCAAUGUAGAAGAGGGACUGUACAGCAGAACACUGGCUGGCAGCACCACAACACCACCUCUGUUGAUCGUAUUUUAUCAACAGCACUCUACAAUUGACCCCAUGUGGAAUGUCCGCCACCUCGGCAGUGCCCACGUCUCUUCUGCCGGGACCAUGGCUAAGCUCUCUUCCUGUGGGACAAAGAAACAGUGCAAGAUUAGUAAUCCUUGUCUGCUCAAUCUAACUAACUGCACAUCUGGAAAGACUCUGAAGGUACUUGUAAUGAGACACACAAAAUUAAGACUAAUGACUGCAAACCUUAAAUACUAAAUCUUAGGUUUUUUUCUUGGUUGGUUUUUUUUUUGUUUUUUUUUUUUUGUAGUCUAUCAUGAACUGUUUAAUUUCUACUUUCAUCCCUUUCCCAUUUGUUAAACAUUAUUGAUAAAAAAUGCACUCAAGCUUAAGCAACUUGUGUGCAACAUACUUACAUCAGCUUCUUCAUCAACACUUUCCUGGUCACUGUCAAGGUCGUUGUGGUCCUCCCCCUCCUCCUGCUGUUUCUCUUUCUGUCUUGGCAGUUCUUCAGGAAUGUCCUUUUCUUCUAUUAUUCCAUUUGUUAGACCUGAAGACUGGAAAAGGAUGCUCCUGGCUGAACGAGGGCCCCUGAUGCCUAGGGAAGGAACAUAGCCCAUGUAAACAGAGACCUUUUACUGCCCUGUCAGCCAACGAAGAGAGCAAACACAAGCCUUGCUUACUGUGUAUGCUGUGUGCAUUGUUCUUUUCCAAUUCUUCCAGAUUAAAGCCCUGUUUCAUGUC